AGGAGACCAGGCGGUGCCCAAUGGAGCCUGGACGCUGUUUGGCGUUGUUAGGAUCAGAAGGCUUUGGACAACAGCACCAAACAUCAUCAGCGGCGCCCUCACCGCCGAAGCGUCAGCAAUGCAGCGCCCACGCUUUCCGCAAUACCACCCACGACUUGCUACGGGACGUUUGGGGAAGAGCUCGAGCUGAGAGCAGCCGAGUGAUGACCGCAAAAGAUGCAGCAACAGCAGGCGCAGCGGGUGUAGACUUCAGCUACUUCGGCGGCGCCGAGUCGCUGUCCGAGGGCAGGUCUCCCCGCAGAACGACAGUGGUGUCUUCCGCAGAGAAAGAUAAUGGCGUCUCGCACGUUGCUCCCCCUCAGAACCCUAACGACUUUCUGUGGAUCAUGACGGAGGAACCCCAUCGUAGCCGGCGUAUGGCAAUAAUGAAGGCUCAUCCCGAGGUUACAAAGCUCAUGGGCUAUGAGCCUAUGACGAAGUACGUUGUGUUCGGCGUGGUCUCACUCCAGCUCAUCACGGCCUACUUGCUGCGGAACACCAAACCACUGUCUCCCCUGUUCUUCCUGUGUGUCUACAUCAUCGGUGGCACAGCGAACCAUAACCUGUUCCUAGCCAUCCAUGAGAUCACGCACAACCUGGCAUUCAAGGGCAUCAAGGCGAACAAGGCACUAGCGGUGUUUGCGAACUUGCCCAUAGGCGUUCCUUACUCGGCUGCGUUCAAGAGAUAUCAUCUAGAGCAUCACAAAUACCUCGGAGAAGACGGCAUAGACACCGACCUCCCCACGCACUUUGAACUGAUCUGUCUCAAUAACGUUCUGGGGAAAGUGUUCUUCGCGACCUUCCAGAUCCUCUUCUAUGCUCUGCGGCCGGGCUUCGUCCGGACGCAGCAACUCACGCAAUGGCAUCUGUGGAACUUGCUCACCCAGCUCACCUUCGACUACCUCCUUGUCAAGACCUGUGGUGUCCGCCCCUUGAUAUACUUGCUGGGCUCUAGCUUCUUCGCGGGCAGCCUGCAUCCCCUAGCAGGCCACUUCAUCGCGGAGCACUACGUAUGGGACGGGCUCCACCAAGAGACAUACUCGUACUACGGGCCGCUCAACUGGUUCGCUUACAACGUCGGCUACCACAACGAGCACCACGACUUCCCCUCGGUGCCCUGGACGCGCCUGCCGGCGCUGCGGAAGCUCGCACCCGAGUUCUAUGACACGAUCCCGUCGCACCCGUCCUGGCCGAUGGUCAUCGUCAACUUCAUCCGCGAUCCGGAGGUUGGCAUCUUCGCGCGCGUCAAGCGGCCAAGCGACUUCCGGGAGAAGCUCACUGCGCAGAGGGCUGCAAAGGGGGACGCCGCAAAGCAGGCUAGUGGGAAGGAGAGCGAUUCGGACGAGGGGAAGGAGUAGAUGCUCUGUGACAUCGAUGUGUCGUCGAGUGUCAAUGAUAUCCGGUGUGCCAUACA
Rhodofomes roseus is the source of this 1453-nucleotide messenger RNA. RefSeq names its product dihydroceramide delta-4-desaturase. Gene Ontology annotation, cellular component: membrane. The coding region runs from base 21 to 1397 and encodes 458 amino acids. Lineage: Eukaryota; Fungi; Basidiomycota; Agaricomycetes; Polyporales; Fomitopsidaceae. The record is from RefSeq and is a predicted model, not a curated record. Gene Ontology annotation, biological process: ceramide biosynthetic process. The transcript is spliced from 6 exons. Gene Ontology annotation, molecular function: sphingolipid delta-4 desaturase activity.